Molecule: messenger RNA, 462 nt
Organism: Camellia sinensis
Lineage: Eukaryota; Viridiplantae; Streptophyta; Magnoliopsida; Ericales; Theaceae
Source: RefSeq, a predicted model, not a curated record
AUGGACCUCCGACAAUCGAUCAACAGGCAAACAGGCGUCUCGUUGGCCAUCGCGAAGCAAGUGGUGCUAAGCGAGGCCAAGGACUCGAACCUCGUCUUCUCUCCCCUCUCCAUCCACGUUGUCCUGAGCUUGAUCACCGCUGGCUCCAAACCCCCAACCAUUGACCAGUUGCUCUCCUUCCUCAACUCCAAAUCCUCCGACAAACUCAACUCUCUCUCUUCGCAGCUCGUCUCCCUCGUCUUUGCCAAUGGUGGACCCACCGGUGGUCUGAGGUUGUCCUUCGCCAACGGGGUGUGGGUAGACCAAUCUCUCUCUCUCAAGCCUUCUUUCAAACACAUUGUCGACACUGUCUACAAGGCCGCUUCCAAUCAUGUCGAUUUUCAGACUAAGGGUGUUGUGCCCAGGGAGAAACAACUACCAAUACACGCUAUCAAAGACAACAAGAUUUACGUGGUUCAAUAG